AGAGCACCCUCGCAUCCCACUCCAAGAUGUCCUGCUACGACCUGUGCCCGCCCAAGAACAGCGCUGAGCUCUGCCCACCCAGGACCAGCGUGGCUGUGCCCCAGCCCAUCGCUGAGAGCUGCAACGAGCUGUGCGCCCGCCAGUGCCCCGACUCGUCUGCCUUCAUCCAGCCCCCACCCGUGGUGGUCACCUUCCCCGGCCCCAUCCUCAGCUCCUUCCCCCAGCAGGCCGUGGUGGGCUCCUCCGGAGCACCGGCCUUUGGCGGCUCCCUGGGGCUGGGCGGCCUCUAUGGCACCGGCGCCACCCAGGCCUCGGGGGGCCUCUGCACCUUUGGCAGAGCCUACGCUGCUCCCGCCUGCAGCCCUUGCGCCCUGCCCCGCUACAGCAAGAAGCUUUGGAACACCUGUUGGCCCUGCUAG
Messenger RNA from Melozone crissalis (California towhee), 419 nucleotides. RefSeq names its product scale keratin-like. NCBI's taxonomy places the organism in Eukaryota, Metazoa, Chordata, Aves, Passeriformes, Passerellidae. The transcript has a single exon. Gene Ontology annotation, cellular component: intermediate filament. The record is from RefSeq and is a predicted model, not a curated record. The coding region runs from base 27 to 419 and encodes 130 amino acids. Gene Ontology annotation, molecular function: structural constituent of cytoskeleton.